AUGCGCCCUCCAUGCUGCCUUGUCUGGGCGCGCGUGCUCAGCCUCGCUCACACCGCGUCCAUACAAGGGGCCACUGGCCCAACAAGCGCUUAUAUUACUGUACUGUGUUCCUUUCUUCGCUGGGCGCACUCUCGGGCACCUCACCGGGACGUCUACGGGUUUUGUCUCUUCCCCGCCGCCUUUCAACGUCAUUCUGCUGCGAUUUCCGUGGAGGAGAAAGCCACGCGUUUCAUUGCUACAUUGUGUACCCUGGCAGUGCCGGGUGCCGGUGAUCUUCUCACCGUGGGCAGCGGCGACGUGUCUUUCCCACUGCAUGGGGGAAGCAGGCAGCUCUAUGUGCGCAAGUGCUAUCCUAACCUCUUCACAGUCAUCUACGCGUCGGAGAAUCGAAAGCAUGUUGUUACUGGGACACCUGGGAUUGGUAAGAGCUACUUCUUCUACUACAUGCUAAUGCGGCUGCUGGAAAGCCCGUCGCCACCACCCUUUAUCCUUUGGCAGCAUCACUCAAACCCUGGCAAACUGUGGUGCUACACGCAUGAGACGGGGGUGGUCUGGUCUGGUGCUCGACCAAUGGCUUUCGGUAACGAGCUUCACAACCGUGAUUCCUGGUGGGUUCUACUGGUGCAGCACAGCACACUGAUACAUCAUACAUUUAUCCUCCCCUGCGGUGUCCUGGAGGGCCUAGGAGCUGUGUGUUGUGGCAGCGUUAUCUCGUAUGUGGUCUCGCUGGUCUAUCCCGAGCCCUUGCAGUGUUUAUCGGGCUUGUGCGUGGUCCCUUUUCUUUGGUUGGUUACUUAUCCCCUGGACCAGCCCAGAGGAGAUGGGGUGCAGCCCGACACCAGCACUGCGGCGCACACGGUGCUGUUAACCUCACCUGUGCAUGCAACGAUGAAGGAGAUGGAUAAAGAAGGCGCGAACGUGCUGUACAUGCCUCUCUGGGAGCUUGAGGAGCUGCUUGACUGCCGCAGGUGCUGGGUGUGGGGCGAGUGGGGAGGAGGGCUAGCUCACGUGCCAAAACGGCCAAAACCCCCACAAUAUGCCCCCAGCAAGAUGUACGACAUGGUGCCGGAGGUGACCGUGAAGGACCUCUUCGGUUACUAUGGCGGCAUGGCACGGUACGUGCUGCAGCAUCCGUCGCUGGACCCUGACCAGGAGUUGCUUGAGUUGCUGAGGUCGCUGCACACCGCUAUUAAUACUUGCAAAGUUAAACAGGUGCGAAUGGCCAUUGGUGCUGUCGAAAUGGUACCUGAGGCCAGCCACCCGCUGUUACAUAUUGUGGCUAACGACGCGUUCAAGAAGCAGCGCCUCAGAUUCGCCAGCAAUUGGGCGGCUGGUGAGUUUGUCAAACGAGCAUUGGAAUUUGAAAAGAAGAAAGUGAUAUCGCUACUGAAAACGUCCAAUGGAGGGCUCAAUGGUAUGUUGUACGAGCCAGUUAUGCAUGCUGUACUGGCGGCGGGUGGCAAGUUCGAUGUGGUGCCAUUGGACCGGGAGACUCUGGAGAGGGGCAACGAGGAGAAGCUGGACAUCCAGCCCUGCAAAACGGUUUGCUGGUUUAAAGACAACAUCAGCAGUGUAACCGUGUCCGAAAGCAAGGAAAUCAAUGCUGCUGACCUUGAGAAGAAGUUGGCGCAACUGGGCAUCCCUGACAACCCUAAACCCAGCUGCAGCCUCUUCUUCGUGGUGAGCCCUGAUGUCUACAACACCUUCAAGGUGCGGGCAGCAACGAAGAAGCGCAAGGCGGGCAAAGAUGGCGAGGCUGCCUGGCCGCCCGGCACUGGGGAGAAGUAUCCGCGUUCAGUUAACACCCGGUUGUAUAUUCUGCGCGGCAACUACCAAGACCUGCACAGCAGCACUUGAUGCAUCAUCACAGCGAAACAGUUGUGCGGGGUGAAAUGGAAAUGACCACGUGUAGUAGUGAUGUAUGUGUAGUGAUACAGCUGCAAUAUAUAGCAGUUAGUGGUUGAUUGAAGUUGUUAUGACAUGUGACUACUGGCCUUGUCCACUGUCGAGUCAAAUGCCACCACAUGCAGCUGCAUGCUGUUUGCAAUGCACAAUAGUACACGACCAAGGGGCAGGAGCAUGGGGAAAUGUUCUAUCGUUUGGUGUCAGUGUACUGCUGCUGCCCAAAUAAUUAGUGCCAAGCCGGUAGCCAGAGGGAAGCGAUGAUGGGGUAAGACAAUAUGAGGAAACAUUUCCCUUAAUUUGAAAUCAACCUUGAAGGUCGAACGGUGUUGUGCAGUGUAUUUUGGGUCGGCUCUUACCAGCAACGUGGGCGAUGAUGUCCUUGGAUGAGGUGUAUUAAUCAUGGUCGAGGGAGAGGUGGGCGGCAGCGGAAGACAUUCACAGCCUGGAGCCCUUUCCAAUAGACAUGUUGUGUUGCAGUUGUGAAUUGCGGCACUAGUUGGUAAGGCCUAAGGGUUGGCAAGUGUCGCCCAAAUAGGCAAUCAAGGGCAACCUCAGUAACAUGUGCCAGCGAAGCCACCAGAUAUGACGUUUCAUUUCUAGAGUCAUGACAGAUCGAGUAAUUGGACAGCAUCUUUAAUCAUCUGAAGACAUUUGACUCAGCUUGUUGUUAUUACAAAUUCUGUAACGUAUUUGAUAUG
Volvox carteri f. nagariensis is the source of this 2603-nucleotide messenger RNA. RefSeq lists its product as uncharacterized. The transcript has 10 exons. The record is from RefSeq and is a predicted model, not a curated record. NCBI's taxonomy places the organism in Eukaryota, Viridiplantae, Chlorophyta, Chlorophyceae, Chlamydomonadales, Volvocaceae. Bases 1 to 1857 code for a protein of 618 amino acids.